CUAAUCCUAUGUGCUGCUGAUCCACAGCCUGCCAGCCCCCCAUCACUGGGCCCACUGGAGCCCUCCGUAGCCAGCAGGAUGUGCAGCCCCAGCCCGGAGCAGGACAGCGGGACCACAUCGUGCCUGGAGCAGGAGGAGCUGGCCACGCUGCAGAGCCGUCUCCAGAGGAUGAGGAUGAAGCCCCCCACCCAACUGCCCCCCAUCCCCGCUGGGGUCGGCGCUGAGCUGCAGAGCCGCCUGCAGAGCCUGCGGGGCCUGGAGCUGCGGCUCCGUGCCAAGGCAGCGGGCAGUGGGACGGGGCAGCCUGGGGUCACCAGGACAGAGGCUCCGGUAGCAGCAGAGAAUAGCUCACGGCUCCCCGCAUACCAGCGCUUCCAUGCCCUGGCACAGGACACGCCACCAGGGCUGACACUGCCCUACAAGUACAAAGUGCUGGCAGAGAUGUUCCGCAAUGUGGACACCAUUGCUGGGAUGCUCUUCAACCGUGCUGAGACCAUCACCUUUGCCAAAGUCAAGCAGGGCGUGCAGGACAUGAUGCGCAAGCAGUUUGAGGAGCGGCACGUGGGGCAGAUCAAGGCGGUGUACCCCACCUCAUACCGCUUCCGCCAGGAGAAGAACAUCCCCACCUACAGCAGCGGCGUGAAGAAGUCUGAUUACCAGCUGACACUGGAGCCGGUGCUGGGGGAAGAUGAGCAGCUGUGUGGCCGCCCUCACCUGUCAGCAUCACGCCUGCUGGAGCGCAGGAAGGAGUUCCACCGCAGCCUGGUGAACAUCGUCAAGCAGCACCACGCGGCAUUCCUGGCUGCGCUGAGCCCUCCCAUGGAGGUGCCGGAGGACAAGCUGACCCGCUGGCAUCCCCGCUUCAACGUGGAUGAGGUGCCUGACAUCAGCCCAGCAGAGCUGCCACGGCCACCGCAAGAGGACAGGAUCAGCACGGCACAGGAGGUGCUGAGUGCAGCUCGGGGCACAAUGAGCACUAAGAUGGAAAAAGCUCUUGCCAACCUGGCCUUAAGAAGCGCUGAAGCCGGUGCGGAGGAACCGGCGCUUUCCAAAGCAGCGUCCCCUGCCAGCACCUCCAGCGCUCUCAAAGGGGUGUCCCAGGCGCUGCUGGAGCGGGUCAGUAAUUCCAUC
Molecule: messenger RNA, 1131 nt
Organism: Meleagris gallopavo (turkey)
Lineage: Eukaryota; Metazoa; Chordata; Aves; Galliformes; Phasianidae
Source: RefSeq, a predicted model, not a curated record